Messenger RNA from Telopea speciosissima, 1544 nucleotides. RefSeq names its product vacuolar protein sorting-associated protein 9A-like. The record is from RefSeq and is a predicted model, not a curated record. Gene Ontology annotation, molecular function: guanyl-nucleotide exchange factor activity; small GTPase binding. Gene Ontology annotation, biological process: vesicle-mediated transport. Gene Ontology annotation, cellular component: endocytic vesicle; cytosol. Bases 56 to 1375 code for a protein of 439 amino acids. NCBI's taxonomy places the organism in Eukaryota, Viridiplantae, Streptophyta, Magnoliopsida, Proteales, Proteaceae. The transcript has 5 exons.
UUUCUGUUUCAUUGUUGCUCUCGUCUUCUUAUUCAUCUCGUUCUCCGGUGCUUUCAUGGAGAACGCAGACGUUUUUGGCUCAUCAACGGCGCCACUCACCUGGCAUGAUUUUUUGGAGCGGAUGCGACAUCCUUCUGCAGUCGAUUUCGUCAAAUCCAUCAAGAGCUUCAUUGUGUCAUUUUCAAACAAUCCACCUGAUCCGGAAAAGGAUAGUUCUGCUGUACAGGAGUUCCUUUCCAACAUGGAAGGGGCUUUCAGGGCUCAUUUGCUUUGGGAUGGUUGCUCAGAGGAGGAGCUGGAGAGUGCUGGUGAAGGCCUGGAAAAGUAUGUCAUGACAAGAUUAUUUACCCGUUUAUUUGCAUCACUUCCAGAAGAUGUAAAAUACGACGAGCAACUUUCUGAGAAGUUGGCUUUAUUACAACAGUUCAUUCAGCCAGAAGAUUUGGAUAUCAAGCCAACUUUCCAAAAUGAAACAUCAUGGCUGCUUGCACAGAAAGAACUUCAAAAGAUUAAUACAUAUAAGGCUCCAAGGGACAAACUAGUUUGUAUUCUCAAUUGCUGUAAGGUCAUCAACAAUUCAUUGCUCAAUGCGUCUAUUGCUUCAAAUGAAAAUCCUCCAGGUGCUGAUGAAUUCCUUCCAGUUCUUAUUUAUGUUACUAUAAAGGCAAAUCCUCCACAAUUGCAUUCAAAUUUGCUGUAUAUACAAAGAUACAGGAGUCAAUCACGCUUAGUCUCAGAAGCAGCCUAUUUCUUCACAAAUAUGCUCUCUACAGAGUCAUUUGUUGCAAACAUUGAUGCAAAAUCCCUUUCUAUGGAUGAAACUGAGUUUGAAAACAACAUGGAAACUGCAAGAGCGCUUCUUUCAGGCCUUUCAACUGGUACAUUAUAUGAAAGCAAUAGAGAUGGGGGGCAUGUCCUGAGAGAGGAAUCCAUAGAGCUCAAACCGCAAACCUUGAAUUCUAUGAAUGAAAGAACCAUUUCUGAUCCUAAGAUACACCAUCAUUUUCCAACUCAUCCGUCUGAACACAAGAUUGUGAAUAUGGAAGAUAUGGAUGUAAAGGAUCAGCUGUCGGUAAUGGAAAAGUUAUCCAACUCAGAUUUGGAAAAGAGAGGUGCUACUGAUCUUGGGAAGGAGGAUCAUUUGAGCAGAGCAUUCAGCGAAUACCAGUACUUGUAUGCGCAGGUUGGUGAUCUAAUAGUCAAUGAUGUAGAAGACCUGCUGAAUUGUUACAAACAACUUGUUUUCAAGUAUGUUUCUCUUUCCAAAGGGCUGGGUGUGGCUACUUCAUCUUUCCCAGAACCUAUUUCCCAAACUGAAACACAAAGCCCUGCUGAAACUGAAGAGGACAUGAGCAAUGGAAGGGAAAAACAAUAGAAAGAAUAAUGUUUUGGAUGGAGGCUGACUUAUUUGGAUGGACAAGUCUGAACCUGACCUACCACAAGAUGAAAGAGUCAUAAGUUAAGGAAUGGAUAAACCUAAAUCACACCUACCACAAGAUGAAACAAUCACAAAUCAAGGUGGGGAAAAUGAUGAGAGUUACCCC